Molecule: messenger RNA, 4565 nt
Organism: Frankliniella occidentalis (western flower thrips)
Lineage: Eukaryota; Metazoa; Arthropoda; Insecta; Thysanoptera; Thripidae
Product: fatty acid synthase-like
Biological process (GO): fatty acid biosynthetic process
Molecular function (GO): oxidoreductase activity; fatty acid synthase activity
Source: RefSeq, a predicted model, not a curated record
CUGUUUGCGCUGUGUGCUCGACCUGACCGCCGCGCCGCCUGCAGGAAGCAUCGCCGCGCAAAACUGAAUCAAUCCGCACCAACACCAUGGGCGAGGUGGUCAUCUCCGGCAUCGGGAGCGCCUUCUCGGAGAGCGGCAACGUCCAAGACUUCGGGCGCGACCUCCUCGCCAACAAGCACCUCGUGCAGACGACGAAGCGCUGGAAAGAUGACGUCUUUACGCCUGUCUGCGGCCAUAUCCCUCACGAGUACUUCGACGAUCUGUUCUUCGGGAUCAACCGCAAGCUGGCCACGAUGACGGACCCGUCGUCCAAGAUCGGCUACAUGCGCAGUUUCGAGGCCAUCCUAGACGCCGGUUUCCACCCGGCGGCCCUGAGCGGCUCCAACACGGGCGUGUUCGCGUGCUCCGGCAUCAAUGAGUUCGAACAGAAGGUCAUUUACUCCUCCGAACUCAGUCUUAAAGACGGCUACGCUGUCAUGGGAUUGUCUCGCACCAUGCAACCCAAUCGUAUCUCGUACUACUUUAACUUCAACGGGCCCAGCUGCGCCAUCGACGGCUCCUGGGUUGGCGGAAUCGAAGGGCUGAAGCAAGCCGCUGAAGCCAUCCAGCAGGGGCGGUGCGAAGCCGCGCUCGUCGUGGCCGGGAGCAUCAGCCGGUACGGCGAGACUUCGCUGCUGCUGAAGAGGCUGGGGCUCGCGACCGACCAGGGCGCCACCAGGAGCUUCGACGCGAACGGAACCGGGGCGGUGCGCAGUGACGGGGCCGUCGCCUUGUUCCUGCAGCGUGCCGACCUGGCCAAGCGGUGCUACGCCAGGGUGCUGGCUACCGAGGUCGAGUUCUUAUGGCCGCGUUGCGACCUGGACCUGACACUGCCCAGCCCGAAGGGCUCCCGGGACUUCCUGCAGCGGAUGUACAGGAAGCACGGCAUCGACCCCAAGAAGAUCGCCUACCUGGAGGCCGACGGCAACGGCAACCGUAUCCGGGACGCGUGCGAGCUCAACGCCAUCGACCAGGCGCUGGUCCAGGAGGCGGCGCGAGAGAGCCCCCUGCAGAUAGGCUCCGUCAAGAGCAACAUCGGCCCGGUCGACUGCGUCAACGGCCUGGCUGCGAUCUGCAAGGUCGUGGUCGCCAUGGAGACGGGCAUCAUCCCGGCCACGAUCAACUACCAGAAGCCCAACACAGAGGCCACGGGUUUGGUAGCGGGCAGGCUCAAGGUCGUGGACAAGAACACGCCGCUGCAACUGUCCGAGGACAGCGUCCUGGCCGUCAACACCAUGGCACUCUCCAACAUGAUGGGCCACACUGUGCUCGGCGGCAACCCCCGUGGCCCAGGGCGCGUCCAGGACCCCGCCGACCACCUGCCGCGCCUCAUCACCUUCUCGGCCAGGAACGAGGAGGCGGCCUCCAGCGUUGCGAGCAAGAUACAAUCUGCUCCAUUUGACACAAACUACUACCGCUUGCUGCAAGACGUGUACAAAGAAGACAUCAGAGGGUACAUCUACCGGGGCUACGUCAUCUGCCCCUCCACCGGGGAGGCCCCAAUCAUCGCGCCGCUGGAGAAGAAGACGGUGUGGUUCGUGUACUCGGGCAUGGGCAGUCAGUGGGCGGGCAUGGGCUCUGCGCUCAUGAAGCUCCCUGUGUUCGCCGAGACCAUCGAGCGCCUCCACGCCGUGCUGGAGCCGCGCGGGCUGGACCUCAAGGCCAUCCUGACCGACACGGGGCCGACAGCGUUCGACAACAUCCUGAAGUCGUUCGUGGGCAUCACCGCCUGCCAGGUCGCGCUCACCAACGUGCUCACGGCUGUGGGUGUCGUCCCGGACGGCAUUGUGGGUCACUCCGUGGGUGAGCUGGGCUGCGCCUACGCCGACGGCUGCCUCACGGAGGAGCAGGCGAUCCUGGCCGCGUUUGCACGUGGCAAGGCCUCCAACGCGGCCCCGCUCAUCAAGGGCAAGAUGGCCGCCAUCGGACUCGGCUACCAUGAUGUACUACCCCGCCUUCCGCCCACCAUCGACGUAACGUCCUUCGCAUCCGUUGCCCCCAAAGUGUCUGCCCUGUAUCCCGACGUGGACUUCCCUGUACCUCGAGGGACUCAAUCAGUGGCACCCCUUGUGCUCUGGGACCACGAUGAGUCCACAAACAGUGACAUAAUGCACUUAAUGGACAACUGGUCCCAGUCGGGCGGACAUUUGAAUGUCAUGUACCACGCGAAGAUCAUCGGCUCGCGUAUUUUUCCGCUAUCGGAAGAGCUGGUUUUGAUGUAUGAAAGUGCACGCGCAAGAAUCCUAGAUAAGGAUCAAAAUUUCCAGGUGUCAUUUCAGGAUAUCCUCGUGAAAAAGUGGAUGGAUAUCGCUGACACAGACGACCACUUCUUGGAGGCGCACUUCAUGCAGGGUACGACGGAGACGCAGCUCGUGUACAUCGAGAACGACAAGCCCCGGACCGCGUUGCGAGGUCACACCAAGGUCACGGUCUCCGGCACCGAAGAAGAGCCGCCGGCCCUGCCCGCCCUAGAGCUGGAGGACGACGCCAUCGAGCUCGCCUAUGAUGAUGUGUACCAGGAGCUGGGUGCCAGGGGGCUGGAGUACACUGACAAGUACAAGACCAUCAAGUCCCUCCGGAUGGGCCAACGAGACUGGUUGGCCAGCGUCGCGCCCAACGGCUCGCUCUCCGCCGCCAUCGAGGCCGUGCUGCAGGUGUACACCCUCAGGGCCAUCGACGAGAGUCAGGAGUUGCGCCUGCCGAGCAAAAUCCGGCGGCUGGACAUCGACAUCGCCAAGCUAAAGAACAAGACAGAAGUCUCGUUGCGCCUGGAGCUGGCCACCGGCAUCCUGGUGGGGGCGGGCGUGUACGCGAGCGGGGUUACUCUCCAGGAGCCGCUCCCCGAGCUCCGCGUCGAGCCCCUGCCCAGCACACCAGCGCCCGCGAUGCAGGUCCACAAGCCCUGCGCGCUGAGCACCGCGCUGGCCGCGUCCAGCCUGGGCGGCGUGCGACUGCAGUUCUUGGGCGUGACCCCACUGAGCCGCGGCCUCGACGUCGGCCCGCCCCACCUGGACUACGUGGGCGUGCUGCAGCGGGGCGCCGAGGCCGUGCGGGUGAUGGGCGUGGGCCGCUGGCUGCCGGACGACCGGGUGCCACAUCUUGACCCGGUUCUGCGCUGGCCGGUCCCGGCGAGCUGGUCCACUCGGGACGCCGCCACCGUCCCCUUCGUGUACGCGCUCGUGUACCACGCGCUGCAGGUGCAGGCGGGCGCGCGCCGGGGCGAGUCCAUCCUGGUGCACGAGGGCGCCUCCGCCGUCGGCCAGGCCGCCAUCCGGGUGGCGUGCCAGCUGGGCUGCGCCCCGCUCUACACCACAGUGGCCAGCAGCCGGGAGCGCGCCGCGCUGCUCGCCAUGUUCCCCCAGCUGCAGCCCGCCCAGGUGCUGAGCUGCGGCGACGGCGGCUCCUUCGAGCCCCGCCUGCGCCUGCUGACCCGAGGCCGCGGGGUGCGCCUGGUCGUCAACACGCUCGCGGGCUCCGAGUUCCGCGCUUCUCUCCGCUGCAUCGGAUAUUUCGGUCGCCUCGUCAACUUCUCCCGCGAUACCUUCCAGGAAGGGAGCAUAGGUUCACAGAUGUUCCUCCUGGGCAGUGCAGUGUUCGGCUGCUCGGGCAGCGAGCUGUUCCACGCCACCGAGGACACCCGCCUCUUGGUGGUGGAGGCCGUCGCCAAGGGGAUCCGCGACGGUGUGGUGCAGCCCAUCGUGGGGGCCGAGGACUACAACAGACCCCGGAGCAUCGGUGACCUGAUGCGGGGGUCUAAAGCGGUUGUUAAGGUGGACAGCACGGCGCUGGAAGCCGGCCGGGUGUGCGACGCCAACAAGUGCUACAUCGUGGUCGGUUGCCAGGCCGUGGACGCGCUGUUCCUGGCCAGCCGACUCGCCGUGCUGGGCGCGCGCCACAUCCUGGCCGUGGUGGGAUCGUCGCCGAGCUCUCCCCUGGUGCGGCAGCGGCAGAGCGCUCUCCGGCGCCAGUUUGGUGCUGUCCUGCAAGUGCUCCAAGUGCGCGAGUGGACACCAGCUGCGGCCGACGGCGUGGUGAAGACCGCGUCCAGUGUGGCUCCGGUGCACAGCGCCGUCGUGGUCGCCAAGAACGAGAAGGAGCAGAUGGUGGCCGCCCUGGUGAGCGGUGCCCUACAGCCUACUAUGGGUCUUGUGCUGCUCGUGGACCGGGAGUAUCUGGCAGCGCCGCUGACUAUCCUGGCCGAGCAGCGUCAGGCGCUCGGACGGCGCACCAGCUGUCUGGCCGCCACCCUUGCCGAGGCCUCGGACCACCUCGGGGACCUUCUCCACAACUCCUCCAUCAGGGUCCUGCCCUCGGCCAUCGCGGACCUUGGUACGGGCGCGGACAAGGACUUGUCCCUGUCGCUGACGGCGGACGCCCUGGCCACGCUCGGCAGCGACGACAGCCAGCGGGCACGGCGGCCGCGGAUGGUAGAGCUGGCCUCUCUGGGCCCGCCCUCGCACCUCAUGAGGGAGAACAGCAACCUGUUCGUGCUGCCGCCGCUCAGCGUGCUGGACCCAGCCUCCAGG